AUGUAUCUUAUCCGCCUCAUCUACGGCAGCCGGCUGUUCUUCGCCGACGUUCCGAAGCAGCCCUUUGUCAAACGACCGGUUGACGCCGUAGUGUUGCCGACAGAACGCGUUGUCACCCGCGUCAAGACCUGUCGCAUUCCGGCCGCCCAGGUGGAAGCCAUCGUGACAGCGUGUCGUGCUCACAACACGACGUUUACGCCGCUUCUGAUCGUAAUGAUCAAUCUGGUGCUGGCUACAGAGCACUACCCGGCAGCGAAACUGGGCCUCUCGUUCUGUGCCAUCGAUACGCGGCCGUGUCUGCCGGCCCUUCCCACUACCGGGAAGCAAGCCAAGGAUAUAAUGAACGCCUCGGCUUCUAUCAUGAUCGUGCACCGCUUGGAGGCGAUCCGACGCGCUGCCUCUCCCGCUCCCACUUCAAACGCAAUGCCGGCGUUGACUUUAGCUACACCUGCCGGGGGCGGCCUGGUGGCUGUAGACGCGGACGCGAUAUGGAAACCUGUACAGGAAUACGGGGACCGACUCCGAAAUGGUAUGGAGGGACCGGUGCCCACGAUAGUGCGGAACGUCCUGCAGGGAAAGAUGGCCGGAGAGGACUUGGAGGAUAUGCUGAACAGAGGAAUGCCGUCGCUGGGCCUGGUCAUGAAGAACGGAUUCCUGGUGUCGAACUUAGGACCAUUUUCCACACCGCCUGCCGAGACCCGCGGGUGUUGUGGUUUCUGGCAGGUCAGCGAGGUGCAGUUUUCAGCGGCCGUGACGCAGGCGUCUGCCGGGGCCAGUGGUAUCGUCUUCAACGUGGCAGGGGUGAAGGGUGGCGACACUAUCAUCAACGCAUCCUACCAGGACGGAGCGCUGCGGGCGAGAUCUGUAGAGGCCGUCUUGUCCUCGGUUGCGGCCAAGAUGGUAUACGUUGCGAACACGACUUUGGCGACGAAAAAAUAA
Messenger RNA from Grosmannia clavigera kw1407, 939 nucleotides. RefSeq lists its product as uncharacterized. Gene Ontology annotation, molecular function: N-acetyltransferase activity. Bases 1 to 939 code for a protein of 312 amino acids. Lineage: Eukaryota; Fungi; Ascomycota; Sordariomycetes; Ophiostomatales; Ophiostomataceae. The record is from RefSeq and is a predicted model, not a curated record. The transcript has a single exon.